Molecule: messenger RNA, 1401 nt
Organism: Geodia barretti
Lineage: Eukaryota; Metazoa; Porifera; Demospongiae; Tetractinellida; Geodiidae
Source: the annotation of a GenBank genome assembly
AUGAACCGUUUCACAUACGGCUUCGGUCUCCGAUUAGAUCGAACCUAUCUUCUCAUCUUUGCCUUCGCUUUUCUCGCAGUGACGAUUAGCGGGUGCGGGCCAGGCGGCUUUAACAUUAUUCCUCUCGGUGCCAAGCUCCAGAACGCCGACACUGCGUUUGACGAGGCAGAAACCAUGGAUAUCCAAAAUGAUGACCCGGAAAAGAUGGAGAAGAAUCGCAAGAGAAAGCAGGAACUUUAUGAUAGAGCGAUAGCACUCUAUUCAGAGGUCAUUGAACGCGAUACGAAAGGGAAAUGGGCACAGCGUGCACAUUUCCAAAUCUCCAAAAUCUAUAAGCGCCGCUACGAUUGGGAUAAAGCGACUGAGCAUUACGAAGCCAUUAUCGGGUUAGAUCCCACCGGAUAUUACGCAAACGAAGCGAAGAGUGGUACGGCAAAUAUUCGGAAGAAUCGCGAGAUUAUUAAGACGAAGCGGGCUGAAUACCAAAACUAUAAAGCUAUUUACAAUGAUUCGCCAACAGAUGAGACCUUUAACAUCGCCGCAGGGGCACUCUACGAGGUCGCUCGUGCUUAUGAAAGUCUGGAAAAUUAUACCGAAGCUAUCCGCAAUUACGAGCGAAUGGUCGAUGAAUUUCCUGAGCAUUCCCAGGCACCACAGGCGCAAUUUCAGGUCGGUAACGUCUAUUUUUACACCCUUCACGAUUAUCAAGCGGGUUGGCCCGCCUUUAUUGCAGUCGCCGAGAAGUUUCCAGAUUCUUACGAAGCUUCGCAGGCUGGAACGCUCCUGAAGCAGACAAAUGAAAUCCUGACAGAGAUUAAGUUUCUGAUGGAUGAAAUUGAUAAGUUCCGCAAUAAAAAAGCGGUUGAAUACCAAAAGACAGGUCGGAAAAUUACCCCUGCUGAUAUGUGGGUGAUGGGUAUGACCGAUCAGGUCGUUCAAAAUUUCCAACAGAUUGCGGGUAACUGGGAGAAGCUUCGCAACUUCCCCCGUGCUAUUAAUGCUUACACGACGUUGGCGAGAGACCUGUCGCAUAAGAAAUUCGCCGCGGCAGAUGCCCUAUAUCGUACCGGCACCCUUUAUCAACAAAACGCUGAGUACGAACGUGCGAUUGCGGCAUAUAACAAUCUGUUUACGAACGCCCCAGAGUCUGUAUGGCGAAACGAAGCCGUGUACCAACAGGCGGUCUGCUAUCGUUCCAUUCGUGAAUUCGGGGAUGCUUAUGAAGGGUUCAAAGCCUAUAUGAGCAUUACGAAGGGAGAUACACCCUAUCUUCGCGAAGCAGAGCAGAUUAUACGCCAGUAUGAACUUGAUCAGGACAGCGACGGAUACAAGUUCUACGAGGAACAAGAAGCGGGAACGUCCGACCAGGAUGCUAAUUCUCAUCCCGGCAUGGGCAUGUAA